Zootoca vivipara (common lizard) is the source of this 948-nucleotide messenger RNA. RefSeq names its product ventral anterior homeobox 1 (gene VAX1). Lineage: Eukaryota; Metazoa; Chordata; Lepidosauria; Squamata; Lacertidae. Gene Ontology annotation, molecular function: RNA polymerase II cis-regulatory region sequence-specific DNA binding; DNA-binding transcription factor activity, RNA polymerase II-specific. The record is from RefSeq and is a predicted model, not a curated record. Gene Ontology annotation, cellular component: nucleus. Gene Ontology annotation, biological process: central nervous system development; neuron differentiation; brain development.
AUGUUUGGGAAACAAGACAAAAUGGACGUUAGAUGCAAUUCUGAGAUCGAAGCCAACCGGGUCUCCAAGAACGGGCACAAUAAAGAGGGCAAGGAAAGCAAAGGAUGCGAAGGAAAUAUUUCGACUUCUUUUUUGAAGGAUCCACAAGGGACUUUCUCGUCUUCUGGCGGCUCGGAAGACUGCAGCAAAAACAAAUCGAGUUCCGCUGACCCGGAUUAUUGCAGAAGAAUACUAGUCCGAGAUGCCAAAGGUUCAAUAAGAGAGAUUAUCCUCCCGAAGGGGCUUGAUCUGGACCGACCCAAAAGGACCCGCACGUCUUUCACGGCGGAGCAACUUUACCGGCUGGAGAUGGAGUUCCAGAGGUGCCAAUACGUGGUUGGACGGGAAAGGACCGAGCUGGCCAGGCAGCUCAAUCUCUCAGAAACUCAGGUCAAAGUCUGGUUCCAGAACCGACGCACCAAGCAAAAGAAGGACCAAGGCAAAGACUCGGAGCUGAAAUCCGUGGUGUCGGAGACGGCGGCGACGUGCAGCGUCCUGAGGCUGCUGGAGCAAGGGCGGCUCCUCUCGCCUCCGGGCCUGCCGGGCCUCUUGCCGCCGUGCGCCACCAGCGCCUUGGGUUCAGCCUUGCGCGCGCCCAGUCUCGCCAGCGGCACCGGCGGCUCGGGAUCCGCGACGGCGGGCGGCUCCCCGCACCAGCCGGCCGUCAGCAGCAGCGCCGCCGCCGGCCCGGCGCACCCGUCCCCUCCCGGGGGCCACAAUCUCUUUAGCCUGCCCGUGCCCACCCUGCUGGGCUCGGUGGCCAGCCGGCUUUCCAACCCUUUAGCGAUGGCCGGUUCUCUGGCCGGUAACUUGCAAGAACUGUCCGCUAGAUACCUGAGCUCUUCGGCCUUCGAGCCCUACUCCAGGACGGCCAAUAAAGAAGGCGUCGAGAAAAAGGCCCUGGACUGA